AUGAAAGGAGUUGUCGGAUUGGAAAACUAUCCAAAGUUUAAAAAAUACGACUUGACACAAGAGUUUCCUACCGACCACGAAAAGAUUAAUGAUUUGUUCGCACAAAGGGAUCAAGUAUACAACCUUUGUUUCAACAGCCACUUCGACGAGAUAGGGAGUAUGCUGGCCGAGGGGAAUGUUCCACCUAUGUAUGCGGAGACAGCACCCGGAACAAGGUAUGACAAUUCCUACGACUGCGGAUGGGACGAUCCUAGUUCAGCCAAGUCAGCGGAAGAUCCCUAUGAUUGUGGGUGGGAUCAUCCUAUGGAUGAUCAAGGCAUCCCGCAAUCAUGUGGGUCAGUGGAAGAUGCUUAUGACUGCGGUUGGAAUCAUCCUAUGGAUGAUCAAGCCAUCCUGCAACUGGGUGAGUCGGCGGAAGAUGCCUAUGAUUGUGGAUGGGAUCAUCUGAUGGAUGACCAAGCCAUCCUGCAAUCGGGUGAGCCAGCAGCAGAUGCCUAUGAUUGCGGAUGGGAUCAUCCGAUGGAUGAUCAAGGCAUCCAACAAUCGGGUGAGUCAGCGGCAAAUGUUCAUGACUGUGGAUGGCAUUCCAUUUUGAACGAUGAGCCAGUUAUUGGUCAUGUGGAUGGGUCUGUUGAAGAUCCCUAUUACUGUGGAUGGGACAACCCUAUGAAUGCGAUGGAAGCCUCUUCAAAUGUGAGGAGGAAUAUGUUGGCAUAG
This is a messenger RNA of Suillus fuscotomentosus, 717 nucleotides long. RefSeq lists its product as uncharacterized. The coding region runs from base 1 to 717 and encodes 238 amino acids. The transcript has 4 exons. The record is from RefSeq and is a predicted model, not a curated record. Lineage: Eukaryota; Fungi; Basidiomycota; Agaricomycetes; Boletales; Suillaceae.